Messenger RNA from Anopheles stephensi (Asian malaria mosquito), 1384 nucleotides. RefSeq names its product lysophospholipase-like protein 1. Lineage: Eukaryota; Metazoa; Arthropoda; Insecta; Diptera; Culicidae. The record is from RefSeq and is a predicted model, not a curated record. The coding region runs from base 189 to 953 and encodes 254 amino acids. Gene Ontology annotation, biological process: protein depalmitoylation. Gene Ontology annotation, molecular function: palmitoyl-(protein) hydrolase activity; carboxylic ester hydrolase activity. The transcript is spliced from 2 exons. Gene Ontology annotation, cellular component: cytoplasm.
GUUUGUUUACAUUUUUCACAGAGCAACGAACCGAAGUGAAGUUGGCAGCCCAACCGUAGAAGACGUGUUUCGUUCGUGCAACGUUUAGUUUUAUUUUAUUUUGCUCAGUCGCAACGUUGCUUGCCGUUUAGCUUUGUGCCGUUCGUCUGUGAUAAGCUGUAUCAUCGCAAAACAGAGAGCCCUUCGAUAUGAGACUGAUUGAGAAAGUGUUUAAUCCUACGGGCAAAAAGCAUGCCGGAACACUCAUAUUCUUCCACGGUUCGGGCGACACUGGCAGUGGUUUGACCGAAUGGAUACGCUUCCUGCUUGGCCGUGACAUGGAAUUCCCGCACAUUAAGGUGAUCAUCCCGACGGCACCGGUGCAACCGUACACUCCGAUGGGAGGAGAAAACUCGAACGUGUGGUUCAACCGGAAGCGCAUCGAAAUGGACUGUCCCGAGAUACGUACCUCGCUGGCCUCCAUAUACGACACCGUGAAUGAAAUGAUUGUCCGUGAGCUGGCCGCCGGUGUACCGCUGAAUCGGAUCGUGGUCGGCGGCUUCUCGAUGGGUGGUGCUCUGGCAAUGCACACCGGUUACCAUCUGAACCGAGACCUGGGUGGCGUAUUUGCCAUCUCCUCAUUCCUCAACACCGGCAGCAUCGUGUACGAUUCGCUGGACUGUAUUUCACCGGAAGAGCAGCUACCGGAACUGCUUAUGAUGCACGGCGAACGGGACACGCUCGUACCGCUCGAAUGGGGCCAAACAACGUUCGACGAGCUGGCAAAGCAGGGUGUGCGUGGACAGUUUGUUCCCCACCGUACCGCGCUACACGAAAUCAAGAAGGAUCAGCUACUGCGAGUUAUCGACUUUGUGCAAAAGAUCAUACCGGAACCGACGGACGAUGCGCCGGAACCGAGCAAGCCCGAUACGACCACCAAAUCUGCCAAAAGCAUAAAGAAAGGAAAGCUAUGAGAGUUGCACCGUUUGCAGCAGCAUCUUUUAACCAGUCAAAGCUAGACCGAUAAGAUAAAAACGUAACGUUUUGUUAUUUUGUUCGCGCUUAACAACCUUCAAGUGAAUAAUUAAGAGCCAAUGAUGAUGGUGCGAAACAUGCAUUCGGCAAAGAUAAGGAAGUGUUUUGCGACUGAGCAGAAAUUGGUUGUUCCUGCCCGAGAAGGAAGUAAACAAGCGGCUACCAUCGACGACGCACACUGUGGACGCUGAUCUGGUGGAUCUAAAAAUAAGGCCCAAAUCAAACGAAUCUGUUAAGCGUGGGUAUCGGGUGGUUACUAUUAUUAGUAUCCUCGUGGCGUUUCGUGAUGGUUUACGAGGCAGUUACAUUUUGUAAGCCGUUAGACAAACUGCAGCGUGCAAUAAAUCAGUGCAAGGUAUGAGGACACAUU